GGGCUGGGCCUGGGCCUGGGCCUGACGUCGGAGGGGACGGUGGGGUAGAAGGUUGGGCCCCGCCACCGCUGCGGCCCCUCAGCCCCGGGGGAGCCGAGGCUGCUAACACAAGCCGGGACCGGAGGCGGAUCUAUCCGUAUGCAAAUUGCACAAAGAUGGACAGUGAGGUGCAGAGGGAUGGAAGAAUCCUGGAUUUGAUUGAUGAUGCAUGGAGAGAAGAUAAAUUACCCUAUGAGGAUGUAGCAAUACCAUUGAAUGAGCUUCCUGAACCAGAACAAGAUAAUGGUGGCACAACAGAGUCAGUAAAAGAACAAGAAAUGAAAUGGACAGACUUGGCUUUGCAAUAUUUGCAUGAAAAUGUUCCCCCAAUAGGAAACUAGAGAAUCAGUGUUAUUUCAUGGAAUGAUUUCAAUACAAGAAGAUGUUUUCCAGCAUAUCUUCACCAUCUCCUGUCCAACUGCUUAAGAAGGAGUCAAAUCCUUUAAAACCCUUCUAGUCUCAAACAGCUGCACUACUCCACAAAAGCAAAAUAUAGUUUAAAAGGCCCCAUAUCACCAAUGUAAAAUAACUGACAUCCUAAAGCUGCGGGGAGAUAGAAUGCUUUUUCAUUUACACAAAAAUAUUUGGAGUCCUGUUGUGUUGACAUCUUCUUUAUAAGUUCAUCUUAAUUGUCUUUUGCAUGUGCUCAGAGAGGUAGUUAUCACUACCUGAAAGCUGAUCAUUGAUCUCAGAAGUGAUUUGGUGAAUAUUUGUGGUUGCUUUGAUGUUUUAUAGACCCAAAGCUAUUCUUUUAUGUUUUGAUGUUACUGUUAGUUGCUCGGGUUUUGCACCAUGAUCUCUAUGAACCAACUUUUACUGCCUUUAACUUGCCUGUGACACAGGAAGAGAGACAGAGAGAAAGGUUAAUGAACAGGAUUAAGGAACUGAAAUUUUGUCUGUAAACACAAAUGAGACUGGGAAAGAUGUUCUUUAUAAAGUAAGCAGUCUUGGAAUUUGCCUAUUCUGGUUAGAGCACAUUCCCAACACGGACAUCCUGUUGUCUGUUUGCUAACCAGCAUACUGUAAAAGAACAGUUUAUAUUAAAAGACUUUGUUAGUGGUGA
Gopherus evgoodei (Goodes thornscrub tortoise) is the source of this 1102-nucleotide messenger RNA. It is a transcript of the gene ANAPC13, whose product is annotated as anaphase promoting complex subunit 13. The record is from RefSeq and is a predicted model, not a curated record. Gene Ontology annotation, cellular component: anaphase-promoting complex. The transcript has 3 exons. Gene Ontology annotation, biological process: protein K11-linked ubiquitination. The coding region runs from base 156 to 380 and encodes 74 amino acids. NCBI's taxonomy places the organism in Eukaryota, Metazoa, Chordata, Testudines, Testudinidae.